Molecule: messenger RNA, 1791 nt
Organism: Callorhinchus milii (elephant shark)
Lineage: Eukaryota; Metazoa; Chordata; Chondrichthyes; Chimaeriformes; Callorhinchidae
Product: matrix metalloproteinase-21-like
Exons: 7
Biological process (GO): collagen catabolic process; proteolysis; extracellular matrix organization
Cellular component (GO): extracellular matrix
Molecular function (GO): zinc ion binding; metalloendopeptidase activity
Source: RefSeq, a predicted model, not a curated record
GCUGCAGUGAAGUGAUAAGCCACUAUAUCAAAUGCAAGGAUUAUUAUUAUUUCACUCUGUAUCAUAAUAGAAUACUUGAGAAGAUUUGGCUGGUGUGACCCAGUUCCUUGGGACUUUCAAGGAUAUGGGAACAUCUCAGCACCACAAGAGGAAGAUCAGGAGCCCAGUGAUUUGUCUCAGACCCUGAUGGAAGGGAUUUCCAGUGGUACGGUUGAGGAAAUGAGACCCAAUAAUCUCACAGAGGAUCCUUUAUAUGUUGAGGCUCUGAGUAAGUUCCAGAGUGCAAAUAACCUGACAGUCACUGGCGUCCUGGAUGAAGCCACCAGAGAAAUCAUGAACAAACCUAGGUGUGGUUUUCCUGACAAAACAUCAUUGCUGAACGAUUCUUUCGCUAACGCACCAUCAUGGAAUGGAUCCUCCAACAGCUCCACCAACCAUACUGAAGCAAUGAACUCCACAGGCCCCAGCUCCAGCACUGAGCCAGAAUCUGUCAGGAGGAAGCGAUUCCUCGACAGGUUGAUGUGGAAUGCCAGAAGCAAGCGAGAACUCCUAGGUGAGGACAGAGCAGCAGCCAUUGCUCUUGGGUUUGCCAAGAGGUCACUGAAAUGGCGCCUGGUGGGGGAGGCCUACAGUGUACAGAUGAGCAUCAGCCAGCAGAGGACUCUCCUACGGCUGGCAUUCCGAAUGUGGAGUGAGGUGAUCCCGCUGGAGUUUGAGGAGGAUUUAUUCUCUCCAUCCAGUGACAUUGACAUCAAACUGGGCUUCGGAAGAGGGAAACACAUGGGCUGUUCCCAGAGCUUUGAUGGAAUAGGACAGGUCUUUGCCCACGCCUGGCGCUUAGGGGACAUCCACUUUGAUGAUGAUGAACAUUUUGUUGCCCCCAGCAGUGAUCAAGGGAUCAAUCUUCUCAAGGUUGCUGUUCAUGAAAUCGGUCAUGCUCUGGGCUUGCCUCACAUCUACCGAUCAGCCUCUGUGAUGCAGCCAAAUUACAUCCCGCAUGACAGAUACUUUGAGCUGGAUUGGUUCGACAGAAAGUCUAUGCAGGAGAUAUAUGGCAUUUGUGAGGGAGGAUUCAGUACAGUGUUUGACUGGGUCCAUAAGCGCUUAAUCGCUGGUGUUGUUAGGUAUCAGUUCAAUACAUACUUCUUCAGAAGUAGCUGGUACUGGAUGUACGAAAAUAAAAGCAAGCGAACACGCUACGGGGAUCCACUGCCUAUUAGCAGUGGAUGGCAUAACCUUCCCACAACAGAUAUUGAGGCCUUCGUCCACAUCUGGACUUGGAACAGAAAUGUGCAGUACUUCUUCAAAGGGACUCAGUAUUGGCGAUAUGAUUCCAACCGGGAUAUGGGUUUCACUGAAGAUGUACAAGGCAGCAGAUAUCCCAAGCUCAUCAGGGAUGGUUUUCCUGGUGCUCCCAGUCCCAUGGACACAGCCUAUUUUGACAGAAGGGACAAUAACAUUUAUUUCUUCAGGGGCGAUCAGGUGACUGCUUUCAGCGUGGAACUGAACCGAAAAAUCAGUGGAUAUCCGAAAAAGAUCAUUGAGGUUUUUCCACCAGUAGAUGCCAACGAUCAUCCCAUUGGGAAUAUCAAUGCCGUCUAUUACUCUUACACUCACAGGGCCAUCUUCUUCAUCAAGGACAAAUAUUUUUGGAAGGUGGCGGAUAAAACCGACCGACAUCUAAAGCCUGAGUUGCCACAGAAUGGUUUACAUCCCAGGAGGAGAGUGGCUGAGCAGUGGGUCGACAUUUGUGAUGUGCAUCCGUCAAUGCUCACAUUAUCGAACAGCUAA